Messenger RNA from Paramisgurnus dabryanus, 934 nucleotides. Lineage: Eukaryota; Metazoa; Chordata; Actinopteri; Cypriniformes; Cobitidae. The record is from RefSeq and is a predicted model, not a curated record.
AUGCAGGUGGAGACAAAUCAGAGAGUGAUGGUUGGAGAUUCAGUGACUCUUACAUGUGAAACUACCUGCAGUCUGACUGAAGAAACAACAUUCAUCUGGUACAGAAACACACAGAGAUUCACUGAAGGAAUAAUUACAUUGAAUCAACUUCACCUGCAGUCAGUCAGUCGUGAUGAUUCAGGAGUUUAUAGAUGUGAUGCUGUAAGAGGAUCUGAAUGUCUGCUAUCCUCUCCUGAUGUUUAUCUUAGUGUUGAGUAUCCCCCUGAGAAAACUUCAGUGUCCAUCAGUGGAUUUGGUGAAAUAAUGGAGGGUGAUUCAGUGAAUCUGACCUGCAGCAGUGAAUCAAAUCCACCUGUUCACAAAUACAGCUGGUUUAAAGUGAAUGAAACAUCAUCUGUUGGAUCUGGACAGACGUACAGCAUCAGUAACUUUAACUCCAGUCACAGUGAACGGUUUUACUGUGAGGCUCAGAAUAAAUAUGGAUCUCAAAAAUCAGCUGCUGUAUCAGUCACAGUAACAGGGGCUCAGGGUUCUGCUUUUUAUACACUUUAUGGGAUUGUGGCAGGAUGUGGUGGUUUGUUCCUUAUCAUCAUCUUCAUCAUUUUGUUUAUUAGGAAGUGCAGGAGAGAUCGUACAGCAGAAGACAUCAAGCGGAAGCAGACGGCUGACUCGAGUGAUGAUACAUACACAGCUCUGAAUCCUGAGUCCAGAACAUCUGAUGACAUUUACAACACAAUCAGAUCUGAUCAGUGCAGGGCUGCUGAUGGCGUCUACACGACUCUUGAACUUCAGUCCAGAUCUUCUGAAUAUGACACACUUACAGUAAACAGACAUUAAACUCUCUCUCAAUGCCAAUAUGGGAAAAAACUCUCUUGAUCUCUUUGUCAUCUCUCCUCAAUAGUGUCUUCUCUGUUUUGCUUAUUUUUGGAUGAAA